GAUGAUCGCGCAGCAACAUACAUUCGACAACGCACAAGUCUCAUCCUCGCCUCGGUACGGUGAUCAGUCAGAAGACGACGGUAACCGGUGGUGUGCCUGUCAACAGGGGAGUCCACGACGGUGUAUCAAAAAAAAAACGUUCCCCGGUCCGGCCCAGUAAGCAGCAGGAGACGCAGAAGGGGAGGGUGCUCGCGCGCGCGCGCACACAAGCGUGAUAUCGCCGAGGGGUGAAGUGAUAAUUGAUCGUCUACGAUCGUCUCUGUCUGUGCCGUCAGCCGCUUGCGCUCGCGAUCUGAAAGGCUGCGCCAAGAACAGCCCCCUCACAGAGAGCGCCAGUGUCUGAUCGGUGCUCAUUUGAGGUGGAAGGUACCGUACCGUACCGUGCGCGACUAAAGUGACUCGAAUUCGAAUUCAAAACGGAAGAAGUAGAGGGUGUAGCGAGAGACUAUCAAGUGAUCCCACAAGUCGGGCGAUCCGGGGGGUUUUUUUUUGGGCCAGAAUUUAUUACAUUUUUCAUCGCUAAUUGGCCAAAUUGUGACCGUGUCACAAUGUCAUCUGACGCAACGAGUCGGAUCAGCAAUGUCGGCCGCCUGCUGACACUCCUCGUCACACUAGGCUGCACCACCGGUCAGCAGAUCGCGAAUGACCUACAGCAACAGCAACAGCAACUCGAUAUCCUCAGUCCACCGACACCGGCAUCACCGAUCGCCCCCGGAGAGCGUCAGUUCCGUGUGAUGUACGAGUGGAACGUGCUGGACUUUGCGUUCGCUACGGAGGAUGAGCGAUCGCGAGCCCUCUUCAGUGGUCGCUACAUCCCGAAGAACGUACUGAUCUCGGACUGUAAGCCACACACGAAUCGGCUCUACCUGACCAUCCCACGAAUGCUGCCCGGUGUACCGGCCACACUCGGUUACGUCGUACGUCCGGAGAAUAAUGGACGCACGGAUCCGGAGAUUGUUCCCUACCCUUCCUGGGAGAUGAACGAGCGUGGCAACUGUUCGGCGCUGCAGUUUGUGCAGGGUAUUGCCGUCGAUAAGCACGGUAUCAUGUGGGUAGUGGACUCGGGACGUACGGAAACCCUUAGCCGAGGAGCCGAUCACGUCGUCUGCCCACCGAAGCUUCUGCUACUGGACCUGAAGCGCAACGGAUCGGUGAUCCUGCGGUACCAGUUCCCGGAAUCGGUUGUCCCUCCCGGUAACAACUACCUGAACAAAGUCGUCGUCGAUGAUGCGUACGGUGGAUUCGCGUACAUCACGGACAACAGUGGAGCCGAUCCGGGUAUUGUCGUGUUCUCCCGGCGGCUCGUUCGCUCCUGGAAAGUCCGGGAAAACAACUCGAUGCGCGCGGCACGGAACUCGGUCCGGUUUGCCGUCAACGGGACGGAACUGAACUUUUCCAUCCACAUCGACAGCAUCGCCCUGGGACCGUACUACAAUCCUAAUCUGGAAUCGGAUGGCGCUCUUGACCCGCUGAUCGGUAGUCACAACUACGAGCGCAACGUGUACUACUGUCCACUGUCCAGCCAUCACAUCUACUCGCUGCCUGCCUCACUGCUCCGCGAUCCGGAGUUCAAUGCCCGGGCGACACCGCGCGACAUCCUCGAGGUCGUUACCGAUUAUGGCGAGAAGUCAUCGCAGACGGACGGUAUGAUUAUGGACAACCAGGGUGUACUGUACUUUGGGCUGCUCGGUGAGCAUGCCAUCGCUCGCUGGGACACCUACAAACCGUUCACCGCCAAAAACCAACAGAUUGUCGCCCGGGAUCCGACCUACAUCCAGUGGGUCGACAGUAUGGGGUUUGACCACGAGGGUUACCUGUACGUGACGAUCAAUCGGCUGCACAACUUUGUCGCCGGUCGGUUGAACCCCCUGGAGGUGAACUUCCGCAUACUGAGGGCAAAGACGGCCGGUCUGAGCUAUGUCGAAACGCCGGACAAUCUGUUCAACAGUGACGCCAAGUACCUGUACGGUGAUGCAGGCGGUACCGGAGAGACGUUCGUCGAUAAUGUGCUGCGCUUCCAGUACGAGGGUACGACACCGGCCUCGAGCCGCCUAGCUGCGGCCGGCAUACUCGGAUCAGCUGGACGUUCGACUGCAGCAGCAACAGCAGCAGUAGGCCACGGCGUGAUAGGAUUCGUUGCGUUGUUCGCAGUGCUGGUCGCGGGCACGCUUGGCCUUCAUGUCGCUUAAACGUGCAUCAGCGGCACUUCCUAGGCACUCGGAUGGCCCUCGGCAACCGACGGAGAUGGUCCGGUUCAUUUCCGUUCAUCAGUAUUGUAUAUAGUCUCAAAGCUUAAGUGUAAAUACGCGUCGUGUGCUGCGUCGUUUCAGAGUCGUUCAGAGGGUUUCAUGAGUUUGACGUUCCGAUGGGGGCGAUGGGCAAUGAGAACCGAUUUAUCGGACUAAUAAAGUUUCGUUUUCCUUUUAAGACAUUA
Molecule: messenger RNA, 2434 nt
Organism: Anopheles aquasalis
Lineage: Eukaryota; Metazoa; Arthropoda; Insecta; Diptera; Culicidae
Product: protein yellow-like
Cellular component (GO): extracellular region
Source: RefSeq, a predicted model, not a curated record